Messenger RNA from Mycotypha africana, 255 nucleotides. Its product is annotated as SWIB/MDM2 domain-containing protein. The annotation marks the transcript as partial. The transcript is spliced from 2 exons. Lineage: Eukaryota; Fungi; Mucoromycota; Mucoromycetes; Mucorales; Mycotyphaceae. Gene Ontology annotation, cellular component: nucleus. The record is from RefSeq and is a predicted model, not a curated record.
CCCAAGACCAAGAAAAACACGGGUCUCAAUAAGCCCCUGUUAUUAAGCCCUUUAUUAAGCACUUUAAUGGGUGGUGAAAAGCAGUUACCAAGACCAGAAAUUGUCAAAAGGCUGUGGAAUUACAUAAAGACAAACCAACUACAAGAUCCGGCAGAUCGUCGCUUUAUCCUAUGUGAUGAAAAAUUGAAACAGUUGUUUCAAAAGGAUAGAGUAAAUAGCUUCGGAAUGAACAAAGAUUUGACUGUCCAUUUGACU